Molecule: messenger RNA, 1782 nt
Organism: Mollisia scopiformis
Lineage: Eukaryota; Fungi; Ascomycota; Leotiomycetes; Helotiales; Mollisiaceae
Exons: 4
Coding region: 131-1675 (514 amino acids)
Biological process (GO): ribophagy; protein deubiquitination
Cellular component (GO): Ubp3-Bre5 deubiquitination complex; cytosol; ribonucleoprotein complex
Molecular function (GO): mRNA binding
Source: RefSeq, a predicted model, not a curated record
CGAGGCGAUUCUAGAUACAUCAGACACUCGCGCGUCUCGACCUUCACUACCUCUAAACCACCCGCCAUUCUACUCUCGUCUCGUGAGGUUGACAAUUCUGUCUUCCUCAUCCUGCAUAUCGACCAGCGCAAUGGCAACCAAUGGCAACUUCGCUCAGCAGGAGCAAUACAAAGCUACACCCGAGUCAUACCCUGCGACGUCAGGUCCUGCGGAGUCCAACAGCGGCGGUAGUACUGGUGGUCAAGAUUUGUCAAAGGAUGAGGUUGGCUGGUACUUUGUUGAGCAAUAUUAUACCACCCUGAGCAAGAACCCGGAGAAGCUCCAUCUCUUCUACGGAAAGCGAUCCCAGUUCGUUUCUGGCCAAGAGGCUGAGGUUUCUGCGGUCGCAGUUGGUCGACCUGCUAUCCAAGAACGUAUCAAACAACUCGACUUCCAAGAUUGCAAAGUCCGCGUCUCCAAUGUCGAUUCCCAAGCUUCGUACGACAACAUCGUCAUCCAAGUUAUCGGAGAGACAUCAAACAAGUCUGCCGAUCUGAAGAAGUUUGUCCAGACCUUUGUCCUUGCCCAACAGCCCACUGGUUACUUCGUUCUCAACGACAUCUUCCGAUACAUCAACGAGGAGGGUGAGGAUGAGCCAGUUGAGAAUGCUCAAGAGGACUCUGCCGCUGCUACAACCGCAUUGGUUGAGGACGUUGAAAUGCCAAAGGCUCAACCCUCUACUGAGGAUCCCGUUGUCCCAGCCGUCCCAGCUUUGGAUGCUGAGGUUAUUGAUAAGAAGUUGGAGGAAACUGUUGAGGCAGAGCCAGAAACUGUCGAGGAGACUCCAGCUACAAAUGGCACUGAAGAAGCUGAGGAGGAACCAGUCGCUUCUACUGAGGUCGAAAGCAUCCCAGAGCCAGAAGUUGCUGCUAAGGAGGUCGAGGAAGAGAUCAAGGAACCAGAGAAGCCCAAGGAUCCUCUCCCAAGCCCUGCGGUCACCCGUGCUCCAUCUGCCACAAAGGUCCCAACUCCUCAACCUGCCGCUCCAGCUAAACCUCUCAGCUGGGCUGGUCGUGCCGCUGCCGCUGUUGGUGCUGCUCCCAAGCCUGCUAUCCCUGUUGUCGCCCCAAAGACUGCUACACCACCUGCGCAGACUCGCGCUGCUCCACCGACUUCUCAAGCCGCUAAGCCUACUUCAACUCCACAAGCCCCCAGUACUCCAAAUGAGAAGGAGAACGUCACUCCAGGCUCCGGGUGGCAAACUGCUGGUAGUGACCACACGAAGCGACAAAACAGACCACAGUCUAUCUCAAGCCCACCUGAGAAGGAGGGUACAAUGGGAUAUGUUCGAAAUGUUACCGACAAGGUGCAGACCGAAGAGCUACGUGGUGCUUUGGCAACUUAUGGUCAGUUGAUCUACUUUGACAUCAACCGAGCCAAGAACUGUGCCUUCGUCGAAUUUGCUACUCCUGAGGGCUACCAAGCUGCGGCUGCUGCCAAUCCCCACCAAGUCUCCGGAGAGUCUAUCUAUGUUGAGCCUCGCCGACCAAAGGCAGGAGCAUAUGGAGGCAACGGAUACUCCACCGGACGUGGAGGGCUUAACAAUCAACGAGGCCGAGGAGGAUUCCCACAACGCGGUCGGGGUGGUCAAGGCGCUCCUCGAGGUCGAGGCACCGGACAACCUACAAACGCAUGAUUUACCUACAUUUACCCAGACCCGGUCGUCGACAUCCCGCCAUGACAAACUUUACGAAAUCGACGCUGUACCAUACUUGGAGUUCGAUCUUCCUUCACGAUUCCAAG